ACACGACCACGACCACGACCACGACCAAGCAACAAAAUAUCUAUCACUUUGGAUCGCCUAAUGAGGCGCCUUGGGUGGGUCCUUGAGAAUUCAGAUCAAUGCAGCUUCGAACCAGUAUACAAUUCACGACCAAUCACUCUCUUGUGGCAAAAUUGAGUACGCCUGUCAAUGCUUCUAAGUUCGCCCCAACCCAACCAGGGGAGACACCUCGACCCUCUAGACUGGGGGGGGUCGCCACUGUCUGCAAUCCCGUCAACCAGUUCUUGGGGUCAAAGGUCCUUAUUUGCCACUGUUGCCUUAAUGCAACCCCUCCUCGGCUGCGGACUGCAUCAACGUUCAAUGGCGCCACAUGGGCCCUGGGUGGUGAGCGGCACCUGUUUCCAGCCACACGGUGUGUCUCGAACUCGUCUUCCCUAUCUUGACGACAUGCACAUUAUCUCUUCCGGUUAUCCCAUGCCUUUUCGGGCCAGUGUAGGACAUGACGCCGCUUCUCUCUUUUGGUUUCCUUCUCCUCCUCCGUCUUACCUCCAUUUUACCUUACCACUGAUCAACUAUACCCGGCAUGAGAACGCCCAAUAACCCCGGUUUAGUACUAGGU
Molecule: messenger RNA, 598 nt
Organism: Ilyonectria robusta
Lineage: Eukaryota; Fungi; Ascomycota; Sordariomycetes; Hypocreales; Nectriaceae
Exons: 1
Coding region: 169-579 (136 amino acids)
Source: RefSeq, a predicted model, not a curated record